GAUAAGAAAAUUCAAUAUAGGAUUAAUAGCGCAGUUGGAGUGUAGGACCGUGUUCAUCAUAAAAAAAUUAUUUAUACGAUUGCCUACAAAAACUAAAAAAAAUUCGAAAAUGCAACGCGAAGACAAGCAACUGGAACUCGUGCUUGAAAAUUUCCAGAGUAAGUUAAACGAGUUCAAAGCUCAGAUAUACGCUCUUAUAUUCAAGUUAGAGCACGAACGAGACAAUGUCAAUUGGACGACAGUGCUUGACACAUUUGCAGUGUUCUCAACGCAAUACACUGCCAUCAUGAAGUAUCUCUCCUACGAGAAACUUCCACAGUUGCGUAACUACAGUGUACUACCUCUAAUGUUGAACCCUGAGCGCGAUGAGGAUCUCGCACGAAUCACCGAGAAUCGAGUGCCAGCCCUGUCCCACGAUAUUGUACCCGAUUUCUUGCGAACCAAAACUGAACCUGAAGUUGAACACAAACUCAUGCAGGUCGAGCACAAAGCAGGUGGCUUACAAUUUGAAACAGCACAAAAACAGCUGGCAGCAUUCAACAAGGUAGUUAAUCAUGUACUGGAUUUAGUGUCUAAAGCCAGAGAAGAAUGGGAAGUGGAAACUGGAGCUCGUGUUGGUAUCGGUCAAACUUCAUCAGUUGCGGACUUGCAUACACUUGUAUCGGCUGUAAGCAUGGGUAAAAAUUUAAAACCGAUGGUGCCACAAGUAUCUCCUGGUGGUAUGAUGGUACCACCGACUGGCAGACCAGUUACUCCUAGUAUGGGGCCAAAUACACCACCAAUGGGUAUGAUGCCCAAACCACCUCCUGGAAUGAAGACCAAUGUAAAGGCUGCAGGAGCACCUCAUCCAUAUAGAUAAAGUAAUUUCAUAAACACCAUAAACACCCAUGUUUUAUUCUUCUUGAUGUUAUAACUUAUAAGUUUAUAACAAACAUUUUUUCAUAUCUUUGAUAAUAAUAGAUACAUUUUUAAUAUAUAUUGAAAAUUAAUAUAAAUUAAUACAACAUUUAAUACAUACACUAUAAUAUUGUAUAAUAAAUGUAAAUGUAUUUUGAUGUACAUAAUAUUAAAAAAUAUAGUUCAUUUAUUUGUAAAAUAAAUAAAAUUAUUAUUUUAUCAAUUAAACUUAUUAUUCAACUCUGUAACAAAAACACCUAAUAAAGAAUUUUGUUAUUAACAGUAGAAAAUUAUUAUUUUAAAUAAAAAAUGUUUUAAAAUAUUCUAAAAACUAGUAUUAAUAUGUUAAAAAUCACUGAUAAUUAGAAAAAAAGAUAGUAAAUUAUUCAUUUUUUAUUUAUCUGUUAUAUAGUGGUUAUACUUCAGCUUAUUCUAUACGACUAUUGACUGUGUUUAUGUAUUUUCUAAAAAAAACUAAUACCUAAGUUAGGAAAUAUCUAGGAUAAAAAAAAAACUUUCUUAGGUAUUCUAAUUUUUCUUCGUGAUAUUGAGAAUAUUUUAUUGAUUCUUUCAAAUUACUUUAGACAAUUUAAAAUUAAUUCUGUACUAUAUUUUCAAGACUUUUGAUCAAGGAUAAACAUUAAAAAAAAUAGUUGUGUAUAAAAGUUGAAUAAAGAAAUAGUGGUAAGUUUAUUUUUUGAGACAUAACAAAAUAAUGAAAAUAAUUUGAGAAAAAUCAUUAAUAAAGAAAAAUAAAAUGAAAAACUGAUAGGUAGGUACCAAAUAAAAAAAAAUAAAACUUGAGAAAUAAUAUAUAUGAUAUACAUACCCACAAAAUUUACAUGAUAAGCACAACAACCUACCAUUUUUACCCGUGAAUAAAAUGAAAUUAACAUAAUAUUCAGCUGCAUGAUCUUUGUUAUGUUCAAAUUUAAUAAUCUGAUUAUUUUUGUAAUGUUGUGUAAUGUGUUGGUAAAAAUUCAUGAUAUAAUUUUUGAAAAAAUUGUACAUUCAUACACAAAAGUCAAUAUAUCUUAUAAAUUAUAAUAAAUAAAAAGUAUAAAAGAAAAUUUAUAGAAAAUUAUAUUUUAUUUUAAACAUACUAUGUAACAACUUUAAAUUUUCCUAUCAUGAGAUAUACAUAAAAUUUAAAAUACAUCAUUAAAUUACAAAUAAAUUAAUAUGCUUAAAUUUCAAAUCUAAGUCGGUAUAGUUUAACUUAAAUUGAUCGACUUUGAAACUUUUUAUAGUUCAUUUUUAUGCCUAAACAGAAAUUCAAUGAGAUUAACAAAAAUGCAACAAAAAAAUGUCUAUAGUUAAAUAAAGAACAUUUUAAUAUAAAUAUUAUAUACUAAUUUAGAAUUGAUACGCUUAGGUAUUGAUUAUUAACUAUAGAUUAUAGCUUAAAUAAACACUGUAAUUUAAUUUCUAUGGAUAUUACAUUUUAUUUGUGUACAAUUAUUAUGUUUAAAGAAAAGUUACAGUUUUUUAUAAGAAGAAGUUAAAGGUUGAAUGUAUAGUAAAUUUGAUGAAUAUAAAUGAAUACUUAUAUAUUUAGUGGCACUGUGAGGUUUCACUCAAUUUUGCUUCUACUCAUUAUCAUUUAUUAUAAAUUAUAAUUUACAAGAAAAAUACAAUGAAACAAUUUAAUUUUAAAAUAAUUGAAAUGGAAUUAUUUAACAUUUAUAAUAAUACAUACAU
Molecule: messenger RNA, 2598 nt
Organism: Aphis gossypii (cotton aphid)
Lineage: Eukaryota; Metazoa; Arthropoda; Insecta; Hemiptera; Aphididae
Gene: MED8
Product: mediator of RNA polymerase II transcription subunit 8
Exons: 2
Coding region: 110-859 (249 amino acids)
Biological process (GO): regulation of transcription by RNA polymerase II
Cellular component (GO): mediator complex; core mediator complex
Molecular function (GO): RNA polymerase II cis-regulatory region sequence-specific DNA binding; transcription coregulator activity
Source: RefSeq, a predicted model, not a curated record